GGCCGCGCGCGCGGGUGUCAUGGCGGCCUGCAGGCAGUGCUGCUCUUACCUGCGGCUGCGGCCGCUGGGCUGCGGUCCUCCCCGCGCCCUCGGCCGGCCCGGGCGGAGUCGGGCGCUCACCUCUUCGCAGGUGCGAGAGCUGUGGAGCAGCACCGGGUCGCGAGCGGUGGCCGUGGACCUGGGCCACAGAAAAUUAGAAAUAUCCUCUGGAAAACUGGCAAGAUUUGCAGAUGGCUGUGCUGUGGUACAGUCAGGCGAUACUGCAGUAAUGGUCACAGCGGUCAGUAAAACAAAACCCUCACCUUCCCAGUUCAUGCCGCUGGUGGUUGACUACAGACAGAAGGCUGCAGCAGCAGGAAGAAUCCCAACAAACUACCUUAGAAGAGAGAUUGGCUCUUCUGACAAGGAAAUUCUUACAAGUCGAAUAAUAGAUCGUUCAAUUAGACCUCUCUUUCCAGCUGGCUAUUUUUAUGAUACUCAGGUGAUUUGUAAUCUGCUAGCAGUAGAUGGCAUCAAUGAACCUGAUAUCCUGGCAAUUAAUGGUGCUUCUGUAGCUCUCUCCUUAUCAGACAUUCCUUGGAAUGGACCUAUUGGGGCAGUACGAAUAGGAAUGAUUGAUGGAGAAUGUGUUGUUAACCCAACAAGGAAAGAAAUGUCUUCUAGUACUUUAAAUUUAGUGGUUGCUGGAGCACCUAAAAGCCAAAUUGUCAUGUUGGAAGCCUCCGCAGAGAACGUUCUCCAGCAGGACUUCUGUCAUGCUGUCAAAGUGGGAGUGAAGCACACCCAGCAGAUAAUUCAGGGCAUCCAGCAGUUGGUAAAAGAAAUUGGUGUUGCCAAGAGGACACCCCAGAAGAUAUUCACCCCUUCACCAGAGAUUGUGAAAUAUGCUCAUAUAAUCGCCAUGGAGAAACUCUAUGCAGUUUUUACGGAUUAUGAACAUGAUAAAAUUUCUAGAGAUGAAGCUGUUAACAAGAUAAGACUAGAUACAGAGGAGCAACUGAAAGAAAAAUUUCCAGAGGUCGACCAAUUUGAAAUAAUAGAAUCCUUCAAUGUUGUUGCAAAGGAGGUUUUCAGAAGUAUUAUUUUGAAUGAAUACAAAAGGUGUGAUGGACGAGAUUUGACUUCACUUAGGAAUAUAAAUUGUGAGGUAGAUAUGUUUAAAACACUUCAUGGAUCAGCAUUAUUUCAGAGAGGACAGACACAGGUACUCUGUACUGUUACAUUUGAUUCAUUAGAAUCCAGUAUUAAAUCAGAUCAAAUUAUAACAGCUAUAAAUGGGGUAAAAGAUAAAAAUUUCAUGCUGCACUAUGAGUUUCCUCCUUAUGCAACCAAUGAAAUUGGCAAAGUUACUGGUGUAAAUAGAAGAGAACUUGGGCAUGGUGCUCUUGCUGAGAAAGCUUUGUUUCCUGUUAUUCCCAAAGAUUUUCCUUUUACCAUAAGAGUCACAUCCGAAGUCCUUGAGUCAAACGGGUCAUCUUCUAUGGCAUCUGCAUGUGGUGGAAGUUUGGCAUUAAUGGAUGCAGGAGUCCCAAUUUCAUCUGCUGUUGCGGGUGUAGCAGUGGGAUUGGUAACUAAAAACAAUCCAGAGAAAGGUGAAAUAGAAGAUUAUCGUUUGCUGACAGAUAUUCUGGGAAUUGAAGACUACAAUGGUGACAUGGAUUUCAAAAUAGCCGGGACAAAUAAGGGAAUAACUGCAUUACAGGCUGAUAUUAAAUUACCUGGAAUACCAAUUAAAAUUGUGAUGGAAGCCAUUCAGCAAGCAUCAGUGGCAAAGAAGGAAAUACUACAGAUAAUGAGCAGAGCAAUUUCAAAACCUCGAGCAUCUAGAAAAGAAAAUGGACCAGUUGUAGAAACAGUUAAGGUUCCAUUGUCAAAACGAGCAAAAUUUGUUGGACCUGGUGGAUAUCACUUAAAAAAACUUCAAGCUGACACAGGUGUAACAGUUAGUCAGGUUGAUGAAGAAACCUUCUCCAUAUUUGCACCAACACCUAGUGCAAUGCAUGAGGCAAGAGACUUCAUUACUGAAAUUUGCAGAGAUGAUCAAGAACAACAAUUAGAAUUUGGAGCAGUUUAUACUGCUACAAUAACUGAAAUCAGAGACACUGGAGUAAUGGUAAAACUGUAUCCAAACAUGACUGCUGUGCUACUUCAUAACACCCAACUUGACCAACGAAAGAUUAAACAUCCCACUGCCCUAGGAUUAGAAGUUGGCCAAGAAAUUCAGGUCAAAUAUUUUGGCCGUGAUCCAGCUGAUGGAAGAAUGAGGCUUUCUCGAAAAGUGCUUCAGUCUCCAGCUGUGACUGCUGUCAAGACUCUGAGUGACAGGAGCAGCGUUGUCAUGGGAGAGCCUGUUCCACAGUCGUCCAACUCUUCCCCUUGACCCCUUUUGGAAAUGGUCUUCAACAGUGACAUUCUGCAAAACAUUGUAAUAGUCCUGUUUAUGUGUAGAUUAUACAUGAUUUAAAUAUAAUUAUUUGUAUGAAAAUGCUCA
Peromyscus leucopus (white-footed mouse) is the source of this 2491-nucleotide messenger RNA. RefSeq names its product polyribonucleotide nucleotidyltransferase 1 (gene Pnpt1). Gene Ontology annotation, molecular function: 3'-5'-RNA exonuclease activity; polyribonucleotide nucleotidyltransferase activity; RNA binding. The transcript is spliced from 28 exons. The record is from RefSeq and is a predicted model, not a curated record. Gene Ontology annotation, biological process: mitochondrial mRNA catabolic process; mitochondrial RNA 3'-end processing. NCBI's taxonomy places the organism in Eukaryota, Metazoa, Chordata, Mammalia, Rodentia, Cricetidae. Gene Ontology annotation, cellular component: mitochondrion; cytosol. Bases 20 to 2380 code for a protein of 786 amino acids.